This is a messenger RNA of Raphanus sativus (radish), 532 nucleotides long. RefSeq names its product protein CYSTEINE-RICH TRANSMEMBRANE MODULE 6. Gene Ontology annotation, cellular component: plasma membrane. The transcript is spliced from 3 exons. The record is from RefSeq and is a predicted model, not a curated record. Lineage: Eukaryota; Viridiplantae; Streptophyta; Magnoliopsida; Brassicales; Brassicaceae. The coding region runs from base 129 to 344 and encodes 71 amino acids.
CUCCCUAAGCUAUAUAUGUGCCUGACCAUGAUCAUUUGCAAAUAACAAUCUCAUACACGUUUACAAACACCUUUGCAUACGAUUUCCCACUAACUUUUGAAAGAGAAACUUUUAUUUGUUUUCGAAGAAUGAGUCAAUUCAGCCAAAACCAAUCUGCAGGAGCUUAUCCUACGCCUCCAGUGUCUACUGGUCCCUACGUGGCACCACCUCCUGCCGGUUACCCAACGAACGACACGAGUCAUGCCACGAUGGCUCCGGUCGAGACAAAGUCUAAGGGUGAUGGAUUCUUGAAAGGCUGUCUUGCGGCCAUGUGUUGCUGUUGUGUCCUCGACGCCUGCUUCUGAUUUCGGACGAGUUCACUGGUCUAUUUGAUGUUAUUGUGAAUGAUUUAUAUUAUGUUUUACUAAACCAUGUUUAGGAGUCGAUUAGUUUAUAUCGCAUAUGGAUCUCCUUUCUUAUUUAUUAAUUUUUUAUUUAUUAAUCUAUGGUUGUAUUGUUGAUUCUUUCAUUUUAAUAAAUUGUUUUUCUUAGA